Chroicocephalus ridibundus (black-headed gull) is the source of this 3613-nucleotide messenger RNA. RefSeq names its product pyroglutamyl-peptidase I like (gene PGPEP1L). Gene Ontology annotation, biological process: proteolysis. Gene Ontology annotation, cellular component: cytosol. The coding region runs from base 1376 to 1978 and encodes 200 amino acids. Gene Ontology annotation, molecular function: pyroglutamyl-peptidase activity. NCBI's taxonomy places the organism in Eukaryota, Metazoa, Chordata, Aves, Charadriiformes, Laridae. The record is from RefSeq and is a predicted model, not a curated record. The transcript has 8 exons.
GCGAGCGGGGGCUGGCUGCAAGCUCCCAGCAGGGUGGCCGCAGCCUGAGGGGCAGCCGUCCUCCUCCGCCGGCGAGGCCCGGCCCAGGAGUGCGCCUUAACUUAGAAAACUCCGAGCAAAAGUUGCAAGUUCUUCAUUUAAAAGGCCCAGAAUGACAAGCCCUAGAGCUAACGCCAGUUUCUUUAAACUCGGGUGGCAAAAGCAGGAGGUUUACGAGGGAAAAUAAGUGCAAAAAUGACAUUUUCGUAGCAUUCUCCAGCAAUGCACUGCAGUGGUUGUUGUCGGUGUGAUGGAGGCCUUUGGAAAAGCUAGGCAAGCAGCCUGCUGUUCAUUAUUACAAACCAUAAAAUUGAGGUACAGAGAUUAAAAUGAAGACAGAGUUGUCAAAAUUUGAAAGUAGAAUCCAGGUGUUGACUCCUGGGAACCUUCCUGCGGCGGGUGUAUGGUCGCUUAAUUAUUUCUAAAAUAGCAGACGCAAGUAUCAAAGUAAAAGACGUGAAGAGAAAAGUACAUGGAAAUAACAGAACGUGUGCACAGAGACAAACUUACCUUUGCACUUGCACCGCCUGGGAACGCUGUGACCCGGAGGGAAGGUUUCAAGGCAGCAUCUUGAGUGCUUCACAUCACCGUGAGGACAAAGCGAUCUCAGCCCAUACGCUGAUGCUCUCAAAAAAAGCAGCUGUCACAACGCCAUGCUUUACAGCGCAUCAGUGAUUUCACCACGAUCUCGCGAUCGCUUGAAGCUUUGUACCUUCCACCACACCCCAUGUUACACUCAGCCCAGAGGUUUGACUGUACCAUGAUCCAAGGCCAAGUCUGAUACAGCAUUGCUGUGUGGCCUUGCCUGAGUUUUACCGAGAAAAUUGUUAAGCUAUGAGAAAGUGCAUGAGCUAAAGACAUGAAAGACAAGAAGGCAAAGUCACAGAAGCAUUGUUGUUGGGAUGACAAUAGUUAGCUGGGGGAAAGAUUAAAGAGAAAAGAUACAGAAGGAAAGAAAAGCAGAAAACGUGAAGAGAACUCAGUAACGCAGAGGAUCAGCCCAUACCAACAAAUAGCAGAGACCAGCUUUCCCCAGCGUAUUGGAAACUUCCUGGCCAGCUAAGACCCAUCAGUUUUGUGAUCAGGAGUGGUUUCUGAUGAAAAAUAUUGCUGGAUAUUUUGCAAGAAGUUUCUUUAAGCCUUUCCUGUUCUUCCUAAAUACUACUGCAUGCCUGAAGAAAGGAAAAGGAGUUUGGGGCAGUCCCAGUCAGUCAGCUGAUGCAUCACAGUUUGAAGAAAAAAAGGUGCCCAAAUGAAGUUUGCCACAGAUACAUGAAUUAUAAUACUGUUUGGAACUGAAAGACAGCAAGAUUGCACUUUUUGAAGCAUAGAUUUCAUGGAUUCGAAUUCCAACACUGUGGUUGUAACUGGUUUUGGUCCCUUUAGACAAUACCUGGUUAAUUCUAGCUGGGAAGCAGUGAAGGAGCUGUCUGAGAGAGGCCUUGGUAAAAACAUAGAUCUGCGGAUCAUGCAGCUGCCGGCGGUUUACCAAAAAGCAAAGGAGCAAGUCUUCACAAUAUGGAAAACUCUUCAGCCACUGCUUACUGUUCACGUUGGGCUGGCUUCAUCCGCCAAAGCAGUCAUCAUCCUUGAGCAGUGUGGGAAGAACAAAGGCUACCAUGAGAUGGAUGCUUGUGGUUUUCACCCAGAAGGUGGCUGUUGCAUGCUAGACGGCCCGGAAAAGAUUGAAUCUACAAUUAAUAUGAAGACUCUCUGGAAAAACGUUUCAGUGGAAGGCAUCGAUGUAAUCUUUUCCAGAGAUGCGGGAAGGUAUAUCUGUGAUUAUAUCUACUACACUUCUCUGUAUUACGGCAACGGAAGAGCAGCUUUCAUCCAUGUGCCUCCGUUAUCCAAAUCGGUAACAGCAGAGUUUCUAGGAAAAGCAUUACAGACAAUUAUCUUAGAAAUGUUAAAACAGUGUGGGGAAGAAAGAGAGUAAGACAAAUCAUAUAAGAAAAAAAUGAGGAUCUCUUAGAAUGCAAUUCCUUACCUCUUAAAUGACGCCAAUCUAAAUAUCAUUUAAACCCUUACAUAAAAGGAUUGUAUAUUCCAUGUUAUUUUCAGUGAAAUUUCCUCACAAAACCCAAACAAUUGUUUAGAUUUCUCUUUGAGAGAAAAAACAAGUGAUUGGCAGUCUGUAUUGGUAACAGUUAGGUUGCCUCAGAUUUAAAAAGGCAUGAAACUGGACUUAAAACAUUUUAGAUGCUUAAUCCUAGUUCCGGUGGUUAGAAAGACAUGACUAAAGACGUGCUGAACCAAGACGGAUGCUUACAGCCACAAGGACACUGAGCACUGGAUGGAGAUAACAGAGGUCCCCUCAGCCCCUGUCCACGUCCAGAGAGAUGGUUCAGCCAUGCAAAGUGCCCACGUAAAAAAUGUAAAUACGGGGGAAAACAAAACACAUGUAGGGAUCCUGUUCCAUGAAGUUUUACAAUUCUCUCUCAGUGAUGUGCUCUAAAUGCCAGUUUCCAUAUCAGAAAUGGGUUAUAAACCCAGAAAAGAAAGUAAACAAGCUGGAAUCCAGCUGGAAUUGUAAUGCUAUUAGUAAUUGGGGUUCAACUGCCCCAAACCACCACCUACCCCGUAUUCUCAGUGCCUGACCCAGAGGAAAACACCGUAGUCCUUCCACAGAGCACAGCACGACGACAACGGUCUUUCAGUAGAACAGAGCACGGCUAUUCAGGGAAUUAUACAUCAAAAUCAAAAAGCUAACCUGUCCCAAGAAAGGCAGUCGCCGUGCUGUGGCACAUCAUGUUACUUCCAGAACAGGAACCACAUGGGGUCCCAAACUGUAAAACCGGGAGUCGGACAGUGACAGAUCACUUCUCUGCUUCCCCCUCCAUGUCUCUAACACAGCCACGUACAGGAGGACUGGGCCACGAAAGCUGGGUGCAGCAGGUUUACAGCGCUUCCCCUUCAGCACACAGGGAACGUCAAUGCCCGCUCUCCUUGAUAAUCUUGCUAGUCCCAUGACAGACAAGGACGAGAUAAAAUUAGCAGCCAUUUUUCAAAAACAGUCACUAGAACAGGACAGCAGCAGCUUAAUGUGGACACCUGGGAUUUCUCCAAGGGAAACAAAAGCCCGUUCCUCAAGCAUCGCGUCAGUCAAAGGGACAACAGACAAACCUAACAGUGCAGAGAGCUGAUGAAGCUUUGGGCCACCAUCAUGCCUUAUUUCAGUCAACACUUUGAUGACAAGAGUCAGAGGAACUGGAAACGCCAAGAUAAUUCUAGUUUUCUUGCCUGUCUUUUCUAAUGACUGUUACGGAAAACUGAUACCCACAUGCUGGAUGGCUGAAUGCCUCGUCUAUGGAUUGCUGUACGGUAAAUAAGCGUGGUGUCUUCAAAUAAAUAAGUAAAUGAAUAAAUAAGCUUACCUUUUUCAAGGGAACUACCUACUCCAAACCGGCCUGAGAGUCCCAUCAAGAAAGGGUCCACAGGCUCAUUGUCACCGGAGGGAAAUACUUUUGCGUUCAAUACAACGUAGUGGCAGUACUGACCUCUACUAAGAUUUCUUCAGAGUAGCUCAAUUAAAGGCAGCCAAAAAAGGCCGAAGAAAACCAGAGAUUUACUC